GAAAGGGCUGCGGACCCCGCGGCCGCCGCGUCGCUCACUCGACGACGCGGCCCCGGCCUCGACGCCCUGUGCCCGCUCCGGGAGCAGAAGCUUUAUUCAUGGGAAAGAGGUGCUUUGUGUUAUGGACCUGAGUAUUACAGAUGCUGAACUGUGGGAUGUUGCUUUUGACAUCAGUAAGAAGACAUGUUGGAUAGUAGAAAGAAUUGCCGAGUUUGUGGAUAUCAACCGUGGCCUUACUAAGCACGUUAAUAGCAUCAAUGCCAGACAGACGGUCCUAUUACUACUGGAUUGUGCAAGAUACUUAACCCUGUUUUAUUUGAAUUAUGACUUAAAUAUCGAAGAUUUUUUGUAAAAAAAAAAAAAGGGAAACAUUUUAGUUUUGGAAGUCAGAAUGCCAAGGAGAAGGAGAAAUCUUGGGGGAAAUCCUUUUCGGAAGACUGCCAACCCUAAGGAAGUUGUCGUGUCUGGUGUUGCUAGUCAUGAAGAGCCAACCACUGCUCUCCCUUCCAUAUGUGAGACAAAAAUUGAUCAGGAAGAACUCUUCACCAGUAUGUCAGAGAUGUUUUCUGAUCUGGAUCCUGAUGUAGUGUAUUUGAUGCUUUCUGAAUGUGAUUUCAAAGUUGAAAAUGCCAUGGAUUGUCUGUUAGAACUAUCAGCCACUGAUGCCAAGAUAGAAGAAUCAACUUCACAAAGCUUUGUUGUUCCUGAGAACCAAGUAAGUGCAGCAGGAAGUGAAAUAAUGGAGAAGUAUCCUCUUGAAGAAGAGAGUGAAGAUUCAAAAAUGGAUUCAUUUUUGGACAUGCAGCUGACGGAAGACCUGGAUUCCUUAAUACAGAAUGCUUUUGAGAAAUUAAACUCUUCUUCUGAUGACCAAGUAUACUCUUUUUUGCCUUUGCAAGAUGUGAAUAGUCUUAAUGGCCCAAGAGAAUUUAUAAAUUCAGAUUCAAACAAUAUGACUCCUAUUCCUUCUACACAGAAUAUGGAUUUGGACAGGGAAAAUUUAGAGAAUUCUGCCUCUACUUUGAGUUCAAACACAUUAACUUCACAUAUGGCAUUGAAUGAGCCAAAAAGUUUUACAAAAGAUAGCAUAUUGGCAUUGGAAGAUAAUUACCCAGAAGAUUCUGUUCUUCAUAGUUCUUUAAAUCUAGCAAGUGACUCUAUUGUGGAUUGUAGCACUCUGAAUCAAAGACAGAACGAGCUUUUAGAAUCUGAGUGUGUCGAGACUCAGUUCUGUCAAACUCUUUUAGAGUCUGAUGCCAAUGAACUUCAGGCCCCUUUAAAUCUUCCUAUGCAAAAUCCAGGGCUUGAUAUACCAGGUACAGGUGGGGACCAGAAAUCCACUUCUGUUUCAGAUGUGUUUGUGUCUCCUGAAGGGUUCAAUUUCAAACCACACAAGCAUACUGACCUGCCACCAAAGGGGAAGGAUGUGAAUUACUGUCCAGUACUUACCCCUCUCCCUUUACUGCUGCCGCCGCCUCCACCUCCACCCAUGUGGAAUCCAAUGAUUCCUGCUUUUGACCUCUUCCAAGGAAACCAUGGCUUUGUAGCCCCUGUGGUAACCACAGCUGCACACUGGAGACCUGUCAACUACACGUUUCCACCCUCGAUUAUUUCUCAUCCUUCCCCAACAAAGAUAUGGAGAAAUAAAGAGGGAACAAGUGCUUAUCAAGUACAAGAAACUCCAGCGCCUCAGACUGUAAGAAAGAAGACGACAUCUUAUGUUGGACUAGUUCUUGUUCUUCUCCGAGGGCUUCCAGGAUCAGGAAAAUCUUACUUGGCAAGGACUUUGCAAGAAGAUAAUCCAAAUGGAAUCAUUCUUAGUACUGAUGAUUAUUUUUACAUAAAUGGACAGUACCAGUUUGAUGUAAAGUACUUAGGAGAAGCACAUGAAUGGAACCAAAAUCGUGCAAAAGAAGCAUUUGAAAAGAAAGUAUCUCCUGUAAUAAUAGAUAAUACAAAUCUACAGGCAUGGGAAAUGAAGCCAUAUGUUGCUAUGUCUCAAAAACAUAAAUAUAAGGUCCUUUUCCGGGAACCAGACACAUGGUGGAAGUUCAAGCCGAAAGAACUUGCAAGGCGUAAUAUUCAUGGUGUAAGCAAAGAAAAAAUAACCAGAAUGUUGGAACAUUAUCAGCGUUUUGUUUCUGUGCCAAUAAUCAUGAGUUCUUUGGUUCCAGAGAAAAUUGAACGUGUUGAGUUGUGUGCAUAUUCUUGUGAGGAUGGAAGUCCUAGCUCAAGAAUCAGUGACGAUACUACCUCUGACAAAGAAGAAAAUGUUUUAUCCUCACCUUUGCAGCACCUGGAGUUAAUUGAACAUAAGACUCUUGAAGUGACCAAAGGAACUACGCUACCUGAGGAUGUUCCGUAUCUCCUAAGUGCAGAUUUAAACAGAGAAGGAAAAGAAAUAAGUGCGGUGAAUCGUAACACUCAGGGUGCUUUCAUUCCGGAAGCUUCACAUGUGCAUUGCUCUGCCUCUGAAAGCAAGCUUGGAACAAAAGACAAAAGUGAAAACAAAGAGCAAGUAGAAAUGAAGUCUGAAAAAGAAUGCGGCACAACUGAUGUAGACAGUUCUGUAGAGAGAGUGUCACCAAAUAGUUGCUAUGAUGAAAGUAAUCAAGAAGACUGUGAUCCUGCAAAUACUGUACCACUUCAAAAUGAGAAAUCUUCACCAGAUGAAAUAUUGGAAGAAAGAGCAACAGUAAAGAAAAAAGCAUUUGGUAAACAAAAAAGCAAAUCCACUUUGGAAAAGUUCCCAAGACAGGAGCUUCCAAAUUUUGUUGGUGACUGGCCAGUUGACAAGACCAUGGGUCAGAGAACAAAAAGGAACCGAAAAACUGAAAAAGCUUCGUAUGUACAAAGUGACAGAAAGUUCAAUCGCCCUCAGUCACGCAAAGUGUCAGAUAAUAGUGUAUCUGUGAAUACAGAUCCUACCCAGCAAGGAGGCUCUUCACAUGAAUGCACAGGGGAUGGCAGGAAGUCACAGUGUGCUGAUGCUUCAGAAUCCUUCCACAGCUGUAAAUAUGAAACUUACAAAAAUACUGAAAACAGCUCAUUCAACAUUGUGGGUGACUGGCCUUCGCCUGAGUCUUUAGCUCAGAGAGAGCAUAGAUCAAGAAUGCCAAAGUCUGGUUUAAAUGAACUCAACCCAGACUUUGGAACUAAUGACGAUGUGAAUGAAAUAUCUUUAUACACAGCACGGGAGGCCUGCUGGGGAACAAGCCCUGAAUUAAAAACAUUCAGUAGCUGCACUCUAGGAAGUUCGGAAAUGUUACCCAGUGAGGUGAGCUGUGAAACUCAGACUUGUGGGGAACACUCACUGCCUUUUACUUUUACCAGUAGCGCAUCAACUCUUCCUGCAGUAGUAGGACCACAGACUGUAGCAGAAUUUUCUGAGAGGAUUCCUAAAGGAGUCCGUGGAAUAGAAGUUGGCAUAUGUACCCAGACUGAGCCACAGGAUUUUGCUCUGUUAUGGAAAAUAGAAAAGAAUAAAAUUGGUGUUUCAGAUUCUAUCAAAGUAUUAACAGGAAGAUUAGAUGGAUUCAAACCAAAACCUUUCAAUAUUAACACAAAAGCAGAUGUUCAGGAAACAAUUCCAUAUAGGGUAAUGUAUGAUAAAAGCACGUAUGUUGAAGAAAGUGAGCUCACCAGUGCUGAUGAAUCUGAAAAUCUUAACAUUCUUUGUAAACUGUUUGGGUCCUUUUCAUUAGAAGCCUUAAAAGACUUAUAUGAGAGGUGUAAUAAAGAUAUUAUUUGGGCCACAAGCCUUUUAUUGGAUUCUGAAACUAAAUUAUGUGAGGAUACUGAAUUUGAGAAUUUUCAAAAAUCAUGUGAUGAAUCACAAAUUGGGCCUUUUUCCCUGGGACUGAAUUUGAAGGAGAUUAUCAGCCAAAGAGGGACUGAAGACGAUUCCAGUUCUUCUGCACCAGAAUUUAGCCAUGGUGUUGGUGUCAGUAACACUGAUGCACAAUCUCCCCGUGAUGCAGAAAGAGAAAACUCAGAGCAGGCAGAAAUAAGCGCUGCAACUCCUGAAAAACCUGGAUUAGCGAUGGGUAUGUUCCCUAGUGCUGCUGUCGAUGCAAAGAGGAGUGAGGAAAUACUUCCAAAUAGUCAGGUAGAACUUCCAAGUUUAUACAGCUUUAAGCCGUCUUUACCAGCUGUCCUAAAAGCCGCUUCCUCUGAAGAUGUGAGUGAAACAGACAAUAGUCUAGUAGCCACAGAGACUGGAGAAAAUGUUCAUUCUUCUUUAAAUUUGUCUGACAUUUUAAACUCUAUAUCGAACACUUCAAAUCUUGAAUUAAAUGAAGAAAUGGACUUUACGGACUCUUUUGAAAUGAAGAGAAUGGAAAAUCUUCCGAAGGAAUAUGUAAAAUUUGCAAACACAGAAGAAUUUACAACUGAAGAAGAACAGGAAAUGGAGAAAAUUCUGAUGGCAGGGAGUAGUUUGUCAACUGGCCUUAGUGAGGAAGAUAAAACUGAGAUGUUGAAUCCAACCCCAGUGAUGGCCAAAUCUCUGACCAUAGACUGCCUAGAACUUGCAUUACCCCCUGAACUGGCUUUUCAACUCAAUGAAUUAUUUGGUCCUGUUGGUAUUGAUUCAGGAUCUCUAACAGUUGAGGAUUGUGUGGUUCACAUAGAUCUGAAUCUGGCUAAAGUGAUUCACGAGAAAUGGAAAGAAUCUGUCAUGGAGCGACAAAGACAAGAAGAGGUAUCCUCUGGCAGGUUAAUGCGAGAUCCUUCCCUGGUUGGACAAAUUGGUCUUGAUAAUCCUGAGCAAAAAUCAUCUCAGAGAACAGGCAAAAAAUUGCUGAAGACUUUAGCGGCUCCUGAAAUGUUACCCUUACUGGAUCAUUGGAAUACUCAAACCAAAAAAGUGUCACUUAGAGAAAUAAUGUCAGAAGAGAUUGCCUUACAGGAAAAACACGACUUGAAAAGGGAGACAUUUAUCUUUGAGAAAGAUUGUGCCACUAAGCUAAAGGAGAAGCAGCUCUUUAAGAUAUUUCCAGCCAUUAACCAAAACUUUCUGGUGGACAUUUUCAAGGACCACAACUAUUCAUUAGAACAUACCGUGCAAUUCCUAAACUGUGUUCUUGAAGGAGAUCCUGUGAAAACAGUUGUAGCACAGGAGUUUGUUCACCAGAAUGAACAAAGUACUACACAGAAGUGUAAAGAGAAAAAGGUAAAGAAACCCAAAGAGACUGAAGAUAUACCCAGUGAACCAUCUUUCCAGGACUUUGAGUAUCCAGAGUAUGAUGACUACCGGGCAGAGGCUUUCCUGCACCAGCAGAAGAGGACAGAGUGCUACAGCAAAGCCAAGGAGGCCUAUCGGAUGGGGAAGAAAAAUGUCGCCACUUUUUAUGCCCAGCAGGGUAGUCUUCAUGAGCGGAAGAUGAAAGAAGCCAAUCAUCUCGCCGCUGUGGAGAUCUUUGAGAAAGUCAAUGCCUCCCUGCUGCCACAGAAUGUUCUAGACCUCCAUGGCCUGCAUGUGGACGAGGCGAUAGAACACUUGAUGACAGUUUUACAGCAGAAAACUGAAGAAUGCAAGCAGAGCGGCGGGAAGCCUUACCUUUCUGUGAUCACAGGGAGAGGAAACCACAGCCAGGGAGGAGUUGCUCGCAUCAAACCAGCUGUCAUUAAAUACCUCACAAGCCACAACUUCAGGUUCUCUGAAAUUAAACCAGGGUGCUUGAAAGUCAUGCUAAAGUAAAAUAAACGUCCUUGCUUUAGAAGUGUGAAGGUUUAUAGGUUAAAGUUAGUUUUACUUGAAGUAAUUCAGUCAGUUCUAUUCUAAAUAGUGUUUAUUAGAAGUCAUGUCCAGUUCUAUAGCAAAAAGUGGAUGUUUUUCAAAACUCAAGAGAAAUUUAAUUUUUUACUGAAUCCAAAUGCCAAAUGUUACCUGUUGAAAAUAUUAAAGGGAAUUUUUAUUGAUACAGAACAUUUCAGAAAAAUUACCAGCCGCAGUUUUUAAAGUCUGAAGUGCUCUGACUAUUGCUCAGAGAGAAAAUGUUACCUUUGUGUUAAUUGUUUGACAUUUACUGAGGUCCUAAGGCUUCUGUGGAGAGGCAUGAGAAGUGCCCUGAAAUCUGGCUCAAGUUCUUCAAAGGCAGCGCGAAUCGCAGAAGAAGUAGUAGUACUAGUAGUAGUUGUAAAGAAAGAAAGGAUUUCUAAGAAAACACUUGAGUACUUACCUCUUGCUUUCAAAACUAGAUGCAUAAACUCAUUUCAUUUUGCCAUAUCCUGCAGGAAGGAAGACUUGCUGUUGCACUUUCUUCUGCUUUGUAUUUGAUCUUGAUCUCUUUCCUUUGUUCUGUUGUUCUGCGUGUGCGUUUUCUGGGAGGCAAAUUGGGUCUGAGAUUGUACUGCAGUUUUUUAUCUUCCAUAGGCAGAGAAGUUUUCAGAGAAGGAGAAAUGAUUAGGUAUCUACCAAGUGUUGUUGCCUUAUGGAACUACUUCGAGGACUAAGUGCUAUUUCAAACAGUACUAAAUAGCUGUGUUUUAUAUUUGAGGCAAGUAAUUUGUAAACUGUAGUAGGUCAAAAUCCUAUGAACUAAAAACUAAUGUAGAAAGCAUUUUUAUUAAUAAUCACAAAAGGAAUCCUUAUCAUUUAAAAGAUCUUUACCUUUAUUUUGAAAAAGAGCCAACUUUCUAAAAUAAACUUUCACUGACUUCUGUUGUUUGGUUAGCUAAUAAGUCCUGUAAGUAUGUAAAUUAUAAUUUCCUUUAUACAGGCUUACUGUGGUAAAGUACAAUUUUCCAGUAUAAUACAGUGGCUUAAAUAAAUUUGACUUUGACUAGAGAAUAUUGCCAACAUGUAUGUAAUUUUAGUAAACAUUUUUGAUGCUUUUUGUUAGGCUUAAGAAAUCAUUUGGAUCAGGAAUUAUAGGAUUGAGUGGUUAUUGAACAAAUCCUGAAAUACAGAAUGCUUUCCAAAAAGAGCAAACAUUUUAAUGAAAAUAAAACUCAAAAAUACAUGUUUUUAUAUAUCUUGAAAGCAUGCUUUUAAAUGAAGAGCCUUAUCAUUGAAAUUUGUUUCAAAAAUAAGAAUCUAUAUAUUUUUAGAGAUGGUUAGUGACUGGUACUGGAGUAUUAUUCACAUUCUUAUGUUUAUAAUAAUUUGUUUAAACAGUGCCAACAGUUUACCACACUUUUUUGUGCUGCCUAGAAGUGUUGUAUACAUUAUAGAUGAAGCAGUUCCCUUUAAUGACUUCAUAGAAAGCUAUAGUUGUUAAUGAAACAAAAUAUUCCUAUGUAUAAAUUAAUAUAAUUUGAAAGAUGUGAAAAACCUGGUGUUACUGAGUGUACGCAGCUGCACACUCAUUUUCUGUGUUUCUUUAUUUCUUCACCUGGUUUUAAAAACAUCACUUUUAAAUACUUCAGCUAGACUUAUUUUAGUGUAAUUAAUGAGGGAGCAGUCAAAAGAAGUAGAGGUAUGGUCUUCUAACAGAAACAAAAGGAAAGGAGCUAUGUUCUAUACCGCACAACUUUAAUUCUAUGCCUUAUUUUGGCAAAUCUAGUGGUAUUUCUUAACCAUUAUUCAUGAAUGCACAGGCCAAAAUUGAACAGCAUAUGUACUUUUAUAAAAUUGCUUAACCCUGAAGUAGCUCCUACCUCUACUAAUUAGUAUAGUUAAGCACUGUAUAGUUACGAGACAAAAUUUAUAAUCCCUCCUUCUUUUGCCCAUUUCUCAAUCUUUUCUGUCACAGGUAAAGAUAGUUUGAAGUUGAUCCAAGUUUCCAUGUAUUGGUAUAUUUAUGCAAAUACAUGGUCAUUAGAAUGACUCUUUGUAAAUUUAAUUAAUCUUUUAAAAUAUUUUAAAAUACAACACUUCUGUAGUUUGGAAAGUUUUAGUAACAAUAAUAGUCUCCUACCAAUUAUCUGCCAGAGAUAAAAACCAGAACUAAUGUAGAAACCACAAUGGGUGAGUGGUUGGACCAGGGAGACUCUUAACAGUGUUUUCAAUCCACGUGACAAAUGGAAGCUUGUUUUCUUAAAUUUGUGGGUUUUUCAUGUCUGUAUUAUUUUCAAGGUGAAGCUUCUUCAGUUUGUUAGUACUUCCAUACUCUCUGCAAUUAUUUAGCUUUUAUAGGUAGGAUACAUUAAAUGGUGAAAGUUUUGACUUUAUAAAACAUCUUAUGUAUUAUAACGCAUCUUGAGAAGAAAAGCUUACAGUUGUUUUGCAUAGCUUCCUGUCUUUUAUUUCAGUCUUUUUCUUUUUAAAUCCAAGUGUUUUAUAUGCUUAGAAAAAGGACACGAAUAAAACCAGAUUAGUUAUUUCUGAGCUGGAAAUUGGAAACUUUUGAAACUCAGGAAAUUGCUCUGACAAUGUUUUUAACUGCUCUCAACUUAAGAAAAUUACAAAAUGUAUAAAAAAGACAAAAAUAAUGUGUGCUCUUUUUUCCAAGUGCUUUUUCUAAGUGCUUUUCUUUUGUGCAAUGAGGUAAAGUUUGAUAAUGUUCCUGUGUAGUGGUUAAAUAUUGCACAUUUUAUUUACAUGUAAAGAAAACAGAUUUAAAUGUGUGGUCAAAAAAUGUGUUGUUUAAAAGGUGAAUAGGUUUAUGUAGAAUGUAUGUUAAUGGUGCUUAUUUUUAAAAUGUAAUUCAAGUUUACAGUAUUACUUAAUGCCUCUUUAUAGAAUUUAAUAAAGAAACAAGUCUAGAACACAUCUACAUGCUAAAGAGCCUUUUAUACAUAACUUCACAUUAUAUGAUGACAAAGUUUAUUAUUUUCCUUAAAGUUGAACAAUUGAUUUUUAUGGUCCAAAUGAUAAGUCUGUUCUUACUAGAUGAUUGAAUUAAUCGUGAGACUUCUUGUUGAAGUACAAUAUUGCAGCUAUCAGUUGGAGAAUAUAUUAUAGAAUUUUCAGACGGUAUAUCAGAGAUAAAUGGUUUUAUUUGUACUAUAAAGAAAAUGUAAUUUUGCUGUUAACUCUGUAUUUUUUUUUAUUAAAAAUGUUUAUAACUGAUUUUAAAAUUUCUUAUGAAGCCGUUUGCAAAUUGCAUACUUAAUUUAAUAAAGUACUUUAGCCACAGUCCAGUGUGAGGAAAUCCUUCGUUUGAUGUGGAAGGGCUAGUGAUUUAAAUACUUAAAAUAUUUUUAGUAUAACUGUAAUUUUAGAUGAGAUGGGACAUAAAAAUUUUAUUUCAGUACCAUGGGCUUUCUUAUAGUUUAAAUUAUUUUGCUGCAGCAAAUAGUUAUGAUUUCCCUUUUCACAUAUCUUUUGACUGACAUUCGAAUUAGGAAUCAUGUUUCUAAGAAACUCAAGUAUUGUGUUUUUAAAUAACAUUAAGAACCCUUGAAGUUUAUUCAAACCAAGAGCAGAAUAAUUCACUUAUUUAACAAGGACUUAAGCAUUUAUUCAACAGAUACUUAUUGACCACUUGUUACUGGGGAUACAGUAUGGGACAGGCAGAGCUUCUCUCCAUAGGUAUCUCAUAAUUGCUCUUGUGAACCAUUACGUGUGUAGUGAUGUGUACUAUGGAACACUUUGAUGUAUGGUAUACUUCCUUACACAGGUGGUGCUAUCCCUGUUUAAUGAAUAAAGGCUUAGAGAAGUUAACUAACUUGCCACUUACUGGCAGAGGUGCAACUAGAAAAUAGGUUCCCUGUUUGCUAGUACAGGGCAGCUGCAUCCAUUUUAACGGUAAGAGGAGUUACUCAACAGGAGACAGCCCCCCGUCAGACUCUCCUGAAAGAGAUGCGGCACCACCGUGGAUGGCUGUGAAGGUCUGCUCUUUGUGAAUCUGCUGUCUUCUUUCGUCCAAAGAAAGCUGAUAUUUUGGAAGAACCUGAGAUACCAAUGGCAAAAGACAAAGAUUUGUUUCUCUCAAUAGAAAAUCUCAGAAACAGAGUCUAGGGCUGAUGUUUCCAUGAAGAUUUGGGGAUAUAGGGUCCUCUCUAUCCCAGGUGUGACCCCCGUUUUUCUGGCCCAGUGUGGGUGACUAGACUCUUAACUACCACAUCGACAUUCUUCUUGUGGAAGGUCAAGGAAGCCAGAAUAGGGCCAUGUGCCAAGGCUCUGAAAAAUGAUAUUUGUGAGCUGCCAGAGGGCACUUCUUACUUCCUCUUGGCCAGAACUUAGUCACAUGGUCACAUCUAGUUGCAAGGGAGGUUGGCAAAUUGUCUGUUUCAGACUACUAUAUGUUCAGCUAAAAUUUGGGUAUUCCUCUGGCAGAAAGAGAGCAGAUAUUAAGGGUAACAAAUAGCAAUCUUUGCCACAUAAUUUUUGAACAUUAUGCAAGUAUGCAAACCAUGCUAGGAAUGAUAAAAUAGAAGUCACAGUUGUGUAUGUUGUAACUUUAAAAAUUCAAAUGAUGUUAGUAGCCAAAAGGGUGAUGUAAUGGACUUUCAUUUGAUGAUUUAUGGAAUCGCUUUCAGUAUGAUCACUCAGUUGUGGCAACUAUAUUAUGUCUGACAGUACUGCUUAGUUAAUAUAUUUGCAUACUGACUUAUUGAAUUAAGCAUUUAUUAAUCACAUUCAUGUUCAAAAAGCUCAGUACUUGGUGUGAGUGAUUUAAAGCUAAAGUGCACCAGGAUAGGGAGAUAUUAAACAUGUAAGUCUUACGAGCUAUGAAACAGUGUAGAGAGAGCUGUGAAGGUGCCAAGGCAAGAAUGGUUGCUUCUGUUGCAGCUGGUGACUGUGAACUCUGCCCUCCUGCUUGAAGUCUUCACAUGACUUUCAGCAGGAAAACAAGCAUUUUAAGUUCAUGGCUUUUGUGCAUAUGAAAGUGUACAAUAUUCAUACCUUCUAGAACUUCCGGAGCAUUGCUCAUGGAAAUCUUGACUUAUUUAAGUUUAAUUUGUUGUGGGUUGUUUAAUAACCAAUGAAAUAUUAAUACGUUAAUAUCAAUGAUCAUCAAAAUACAAACAAAUUCCUUGGACUGUAUUUUGGGGUAGAGAAGUGGCAAAGGCCAAGCUCCAGCCAAUCGUCCUCUCUUUGGUCGGAUGCAAGAGCAUCUCUGCGGGGUGUAACGUGGGAUGGGGGGCAGUGAAGAAAAAACGUGAUGGAAUGGUGUUGUUUACAAGGUGUCACAGAACAAGCCAUACGGAAUAUGCUUUCCUUUCCAUUGGAUUUAAAGAUGUCAGAGGAAAAUAUUCUUUUAAGCAGGAAGCUUUGAAAACAUGUAAAUAAUCUGUGUUUUGUUAUAUCAAUGGAAUAACACAUGAAAUUCUGUUAAAAAUUAGGUUCCAGAAUGUUUUCCUCUCUUGUCAAAUUUUGAAACUUUGAAUGCCCUCCAAGACAACAAGAAGCCUGAAUAAUUUUUAACACUGGACUUGGGACAGUGAGGGAAAGUUUAUCUGGGGAAGUUCACUCUGUAGGAGCUGGCGGUGCUGUGUCACCCUGUCUGUUUAGUUAUGGGAUGUAUGUAUUUCAUAAGUGUUUCUGAUCCUCCCACUGAGGAAGUGGGGAAACUAAAAAUUCUGGCUGACAGUAUUUAAAAACGCCCUAAAGCAUUGCACAGUUGAUAAGGUACUAGGGGCUCAGGCCAAAGAUCUAAGUGAAAACACUUAGAGGGACUUUUGCAAAAGUGCCUCUGAUCCUGACUCACCUGGAGCUUGGUGUCUAGGGACAGAAGACAAAGGCCAGCGUACUUGGCAACUCUUAAGAGAUACCACAUAAAGCUGGCACUAUAAGGGGCUUCCACUCUUGGUGGGCAUUAAGAUGAAUAAAAUAAUUUUACUUUCAGAAGAUUGCAAGAAAUGUUUCCUUGGCCCAGAGAAGAGCAGAUUAAAAAAAAAAAAAAAAAAAACUGAGAUGCAGUUACUAAUGUCCCUCACAGAUUAACAGCCCAAAGUCACAUCACCCAGGGUAGUCAAAAGAACUUCAGCCCCUGAAUUGAGUUUAUUUAUUUUUUUAAAGAUUUUAUUUAUUUAUUUGAAAGAGUUACACAGAGAAGGAGAGGCAGAGAGAGAGGUCUUCUAUCCACUGGUUCACUCCCCAAUUGGCCUCAAUGACCGGAGCUAUGCCGAUCCAAAGCCACGUGUUCAGAGCUUCUUUUGGGUCUCCCAUGUGGGGGCAGGGGCCCAAGGACUUGGGCCAUCUUCUACUGCUUUCCCAGGCCAUAGCAGAGAGCUGGAUGGGAAGUGGAGAGCCAAGUCUCAAACCGGCGCCUACAUGGGAUGCUGGCACUGCAGGCAGCAGCUUUACCCACUAUGCCAUAGCACUGGCCCCCCGAAUUGAGUUUAAAGAGGUGCCAGCCUGAUAAUGCCACCAAUAGCUGCCUGCCAGAGGCAAAUGCGGAUCUUUUCUGGGAGAAUGCAUCUUUGUCUGGAGGAUUAAAUCUGACCAAGUUUGCAACAACCAAUUUAUAGGAAUUACAGAGGACAGAGGAAUAUGUCUACAGGCACCAUUGUGACAGUCACGAAAAUCUGGACUGUGGGCAACUCUAAAAACUACACAGUUUCUUCAAAAAACAAAAACAAAAACCAAGAAAAUAAAACCACACAGAUGGAAGAAGAAUUUAACAGGCAUGCCAACCAAUUGCAAUUUGUGGACCUUACUUGGGUACUGGCUCAGCGAAAAAACAGAAACAAAACCCUGUAUGACAAUAAAAGAACUGGCAAUGUGAACAUUGA
Lepus europaeus (European hare) is the source of this 12567-nucleotide messenger RNA. It is a transcript of the gene N4BP2, whose product is annotated as NEDD4 binding protein 2. The record is from RefSeq and is a predicted model, not a curated record. Gene Ontology annotation, molecular function: ubiquitin binding. The transcript has 20 exons. NCBI's taxonomy places the organism in Eukaryota, Metazoa, Chordata, Mammalia, Lagomorpha, Leporidae. The coding region runs from base 392 to 5701 and encodes 1769 amino acids.